AUGAAGAGAUAUGUGGUGAGAUUGACUAGGAUGGAGAGGUUGAUGGCAAAAUUUGGGGAAAAGGAGAUGAAGUUUUAUUUGGCGAGAUUUGUGGAGAGGAUAAAGUUGUUGGGGAAGAUAAGUUUUGAGGUGAAAUGGGAGUCUGUGAUGGAAGUUGGUCUUAAGGUCAAUGUGAUGGGGCCUGCCUCCUCUGAAACAUUUCCUUUCUCAAUUGGUUCAAUCACAACUGCGUUGUUGAUGGAGGAAGAACCAGAGGCAUCACAGUUGAACUUUGGCCUCCCAAGGACGGUGACAGUAGGAGCAUUUCUUGUUAGAGGCUCCUUUGACAGCGGAAGAAGGACCAGAGUCAUGCCCUUUGCCAGAGAAAGAGUGAUUAGUUGUGUUCACAAAGGCGUUGGACUCAGUAGGCAAAGAUAA
This is a messenger RNA of Sphenostylis stenocarpa, 417 nucleotides long. Lineage: Eukaryota; Viridiplantae; Streptophyta; Magnoliopsida; Fabales; Fabaceae. The record is from the annotation of a GenBank genome assembly.